UAAAUGCCCAGAUCUUUACGUUGUGUUGUUGGUUUUGUAUAUAUAUAUAUAUUAUAUUUAUUUAUUAAUGGGUCGUCUUUAAUUUUUAAUUAUUUAAUGGGUUUAUGAUUGUUUUGAAGCAUUGAUUAGUUUUCUCACGUGGGUUCAUGAAUGGGGUCUAUGAUAAGGGUGUUAAUUUAAUAUUAUUUUUUAGUUUUUUAGUUCAAAUUUUUUAUAUAGGAUUUGUUUUGUGAGAUUUUCAGGUUUGACUUUGAAGCUAAGAAGGUUUUGUUGUUUGAGGGGAGGGUUGGUUGUGCCUUUUUUUGAUUGGGUUUUCAGGAGACUUUGAUUCUGAUAUGAUGAAAUUAAAAAUUUUGUGUAUUUCGUGGUAGAUUAGGGUUUGAAGCUUGAAGGGUUCUCUGAUUUGGAAUCGAUAUUCUGUGGCUUAUUGUUAAUUGGUUUGAAGGUUUUUUUUUUUUUUUCAAUUUCAAUGGUGAAGAUGUUUUUCAAUUUCAAUGGAGGUGGAGUUUGAUUUUUAAAGGUUUAUUUGUUGAUGGGUUUGAAGGAAUUGUGUAUAUGGAGCUUUGUAAAGCAUAUAGAGUUUCUUGAGGAAAAUCUUGAUCUUAGGCCUUCUUCUCAGCUGGAGAAGAAGGAAAAUAAUAAUAGGAUUGUUUGUAAUUACCUGGUUUUUUAGUCUUUGGCAAUGGAGGAAGGGGCUAAUUCUUGGUUAACGAGAACUAAGUUUUCUCACACGGUCUGUCAUCGGUUGGACUCUGCAAGACUGGCCUCUAUUCCUCUCACCAUUCCACCAAAUUGGCACUCUGGUUUGAAAUCUAGGCCUGCACCGGCCUCUGUUGAUCCAAAACCAGGUCCAUCUGUUCCACAGAUUCAGCAAAAUCGUCCCGUAAACAAGCAGAGGUCUUUUUCACCUCUCCCCAAAACUACUACACUUUCCGAUGAAUUUAAGGAAGCUCAAUCUGAUUGGAAGAGAUUCUCAACUCCACAUCCUAGAAGAAGAGAGCCCGAGAAGGGAAUUGUGGGAAAGUUGUUCCACAAAGAUUCCCAAGAAAUCCGAGCACCUGAUUCAAAGUCCACAUCUAGUGCCAGCCCUCUUAGGAACUUGUCUUCGAUGAAAAUGCAUGAAAAAUUGAAAAUCAAGAAGGAUUCGACGUGGACAAAGUAUUUUGACAAUGGAGGGGGAAGAGUUACCUCCGUGGAAACUGCGGAUGAUUGGAUGGUUGAUCUCUCUAAGCUAUUUCUUGGGCUUAGAUUCGCUCAUGGGGCUCAUAGUCAACUUUACCAUGGGAUAUACAAGGAUGAACCGGUUGCUGUGAAAAUUAUCAGGGUACCAGAUGAUGACGAAAAUGGAGCUCUUGGAGCUAGGUUAGAAAAGCAAUUCACUAGGGAAGUCACCCUUUUGUCUCGUCUUCAUCAUCAAAAUGUUAUAAAGUUUGUAGCAGCAUGCAGAAAGCCACUGGUUUUUUGUAUCAUCACGGAAUAUCUCUCAGAGGGUUCGUUGAGGGCAUACCUCCACAAGCUUGAGCAUAAAACUCUUACCUUACAGAAACUAAUUGCUAUUGCUUUGGAUAUUGCUCGGGGAAUGGAAUUCAUUCACUCUCAAGGUGUAAUUCAUAGGGACCUCAAACCUGAGAAUAUCCUUAUUAAUCAAGAUUUCCACAUGAAAAUUGCUGAUUUUGGAAUAGCUUGUGAGGAGGCAUACUGUGAUCUUCUGGCCGAUGACCCCGGGACUUAUCGUUGGAUGGCACCCGAAAUGGUCAAACGGAAAUCGUAUGGCCGGAAGGUUGAUGUGUACAGCUUUGGACUUAUUCUUUGGGAAUUGGUAGCCGGAACUAUUCCUUACGAGGAUAUGACACCGAUCCAAGCAGCUUUUGCUGUAGUGAAUAAGAAUUUGAGACCCGCUAUUCCUGCAUACUGCUUGCCUGCCAUGAGAGCUUUGAUCGAGCAAUGUUGGUGUUCGCAACCCGAGAAGAGGCCAGAAUUUUGGCAGAUUGUAAAGGUAUUAGAGCAGUUUGAGUCUUCUCUUGCCCGUGAUGGAACUCUCAACCUUGUGCAAAACCUGAUAUGCCAAGAUCAUAAGAAGGGGCUUCUUCAUUGGAUGCAAAAGCUUGGUCCUUCACACCCUAACAACAGUUCACCAAUGCUGAAGCUUAAAUUCACAUAACUCUUCCUUAUGGAUUGGUUUUCGUAGUUUCACCGGGUCAGAUUGUAAUUGAAAAGGUUUUUUUUUUUUUUUCAAGCCUUUUUUUAAAUUGUUUUCCUCUAUUUAAAUUGUGUUCAUGCGUUGAUGUGAAAUUGCCUUUCACUUGCAUAUAUACGUAGGCAACACAUCAUAUGAUCAGAUUUUGAAUGAAACUUCGAAACUUUCAAGGCUGGAAUUUCUUUCAGACUCUGGAGCUCGUUAAUCUUUGGUAUGGUGUUUAGUGGUUUUUCUAAGAAACUAUUGUUGUUGUGUUAGAACCAAUUGUGCCAACACGGCACUUCAUUGGCUAUGCAUUCUAGGUUUGGUAGUAA
Camellia sinensis is the source of this 2511-nucleotide messenger RNA. NCBI's taxonomy places the organism in Eukaryota, Viridiplantae, Streptophyta, Magnoliopsida, Ericales, Theaceae. The record is from RefSeq and is a predicted model, not a curated record.